ACCGUUUUCGAGGGCGAGCUCGUCGGGGUAUCGCUCGCACUCGACAUGCUAGCGAAAGAACGAGGUGCAGAAGGGUGCCAAGUCGCAGUAUACGUUGACAGCCAGGCGGCACUCCAGGCUUUACGAGAGCCGUCGUCGACGAGCCCAGGUCACUACCUGAUCCCCCCAAUCUGGCGACAGGCGAAGAAAAUCAGCACGGAGAUGACAGGGACCGAGAUAGAAAUGGUAUGGUUAGCGGGGCACAAGGGGAUAAGAGGGAACGAGGAAGCGGACAAGGCCGCGAAGGACGCAGCGACGGAAGGGAAGAGGGCGAACGAGAAUAGAAAGCUACCGAACCACCUCAAAGGGGAGCUCCCAGCGAGCGUUUCAGCACUAAAGCAAAACCUCAAGAAGCGAAUCAAGGACAGCUGGAUCAGACAA
Messenger RNA from Coniophora puteana RWD-64-598 SS2, 420 nucleotides. RefSeq lists its product as uncharacterized. The transcript has a single exon. Gene Ontology annotation, molecular function: nucleic acid binding; RNA-DNA hybrid ribonuclease activity. NCBI's taxonomy places the organism in Eukaryota, Fungi, Basidiomycota, Agaricomycetes, Boletales, Coniophoraceae. The annotation marks the transcript as partial. The record is from RefSeq and is a predicted model, not a curated record.